Cuscuta campestris is the source of this 1723-nucleotide messenger RNA. Lineage: Eukaryota; Viridiplantae; Streptophyta; Magnoliopsida; Solanales; Convolvulaceae. The record is from the annotation of a GenBank genome assembly.
CGCUCAUCUCAACCGACCGGAAAGAAGUAAAUUUGAAAAGCAAAUCACCGAGGGUGGUGUUUUUGGCAUUCGAAAUGUGUUUGUUCAUGACAAUUAUCAGAGUUUGAAAACCACUUCAAAUGAUAAGCUUUUGGGAUUUUUCCAAGACACCGAGGUGAAAACUUUGUCUCGGCUGGAUUUCCCAAGCUUCAUGUUUGACUUGAAGCCAUUUCCGGUUAUUCAAAGCCAACCAUGUUUGAAUGAUCAGCUCUUGAUUGACGUGAUUGGAAAGAUAGUUGCUCGAACAAGUGUUCAAACAAACUCAAAGAGAGGCUUCGAACAAAAAUUGAUGGAAGUUACUCUAGAAGAUCAUGAGGGGAAUCGUUUGGGUUGCACACUAUGGGGAGAAUACGUGGACCGUUUCAUGGAGAAUACGUGGACCGUUUCAUGGAUUGUUUGACCCAAAACAACCAAGAACCGGUUAUUAUGCUUUUGAGCUUUUGCCGCCCAAGACGCUAUAUGGGGACUGUUACUGUCUCUACUGCAUUUCAUGUUACCAAAAUGAUUUUCGAUGGUAAUUCUCCCGAGGUUGAAGAAUUUAGAGCAAGUUUGCCUCCACAAGUGGAUGACGGAAUGGGCAGCAUCGUUCUGAACAGUGGGGAUGCCGGCGACCAAGGUGUCAUCAAAACAACAACAAUAAAAGCUCUUUUGGACAACAUAAAGCCUGGGCCUUAUUGGAUUCUCAGGGAGAUUGCUUCAUUAAAUGAUUCAAGUGAUUGGUGCUACUUGGGUUGCACAGAGUGCAACAAAAAGGUCAUUCCGGAUGGUGAUAAGUUCAAGUGUUCGGGUUGUGCAGUUACUAUACCGCAUGGGGUGUAUAGGUACAAGGUCAGUGUUCGAGUCUAUGACCACACCGGUCACGCUUCAUUCGUACUUUGGGACCGUGAGUGUAAAGAAGUCUUGGGUGCAAGUGCGUUUGUACUGAGGGAAAUAAUGCUUGAGAAAGAGAUGGACCCAAACUUCCUUCCCCUUGAACUAAAUCGCUUCCUUGGUCGGAAGGGUUUGUUCCAUGUAGUGGUGAAGUCCGAAGUUGGGAGUUCAAGUUGGAAUGGACCAAGGGCUUUUGGGGUGAGGUCUUUAAUUACCGACCCUACAAUCUUGAGCAAGUAUGAACAUUUGGUUGUGAUUGAAGAUGAAGAAGUUGACAGAGAGAGUGAGGGUUUAUGGGCAUCCCUCGAGGAUUUGAGCCAAAAGGUGAAUGAAGUGGUAAGCUAAUAUUUUAAUAAGUGUGUCCCCUAAUACUAUUUAUUGUUAUAACAUUACUAAGAUUUUUUGACUCUUAUAUAUUGGUUCAAGUGAUCCAAUGUCUAGCCAGAGUGUCAAUACCAAGCCAAGAAGAAUGCUCGAUUUGGAUGAGAGUGAAACUCUGAAAAGGAAUCUAUUUGAUGAAAUUUCAACAAGUGCUAGCAAGAAAAUGAAGAUGGAAACUGCUGAAGACUGAACAUCACACUUCUUGGGACUGAAAAAUCAUUGUCAUUUUGUAUGCUUGAAUACCCCACCUAUUUUUGUGUAGCGGUUUGUUAUGGUGUGGGUCAAUUUCGGGUUUUAUAAACCUUUUUUGUUAUCGUAUUGGCUUAAACUUUUGAAAGUCAUAUUGUUUUAAGUUUUACUAGACUCGAUUGUGGCGUAAAGAAUAUUUCACUAUGCAUUCCUAAAUUACAUUCAAUAACUUAACAGAUUUAGA